This is a messenger RNA of Apis cerana (Asiatic honeybee), 1848 nucleotides long. RefSeq lists its product as uncharacterized. The record is from RefSeq and is a predicted model, not a curated record. Gene Ontology annotation, molecular function: DNA binding. Gene Ontology annotation, cellular component: nucleosome. Gene Ontology annotation, biological process: nucleosome assembly. Lineage: Eukaryota; Metazoa; Arthropoda; Insecta; Hymenoptera; Apidae.
CAUUUCACCUUCUCUCUUUUUCUUUCUUUCCUUUUUUUUUUAUAAAUAGAUCGAAAUAACGAGAGGGAAAAACAAGCGGAGAUUAAACGUUUUUUGUUUCUCCUUCUUUUUAAUCAAUCUUCCAUUAUUAAUCAUAUAUUUUUCAGCGAAAAGCCCGUUCCCCAAAGCUCCCCCUUAAUAUUCUUAUUACGCGAUGAAAACGGUGGAAACAACGAUCGAUCGCGGGGGAAAUAACGAUGCGAAUUCAGGCGCGAUAGUCGAAAAGGCUGUUUUGAAUUUCGAUUAAUUGCGGGGAACUGCGCAGAGGCGCCAGUAUGUUGGUAACGCAUCGGCGCGAUCGCGUCCAACUUCUGUUGCCGCUAAUUAUCGUUGAUUGUCAGCCGCCGAUAAUUACGAUUAAACCGGCUCCCGCUUUCAUCGCUAUUUUGAAAUGCUUGCUCGAUUCGGCGAAUAAAAUGUCACGGUAAAUUUACAUUUUUCCGUAAUUACGAUCCGUUCCACCUUUUUAUCGUCGAUGUCGAGUCGCCAAACGGGCCAAGAUUUCGUAAAUAUUUUCACGCCGUUCCCGGCCGGACGCGAUCAAUUUUUUCCCCCUCUCCCUUCUCUCUGUCUAUCUCUCUCUCUCUCUUCGCCCCUCCCACUCCAACGUUUCGCGUCACACAACGCGCCCGAACGCACGAAUGAAGUUAAGUACGGUUCGUUGGUCGAAACAAACGAACGUCCGUCCAAACGAUAUUUCCACUAUCUGCGAAUAAAUAAAUUCUCCGUGUUCCGGCGACCAACGCAACCUCGAUAUAUUUUUUUUUUUUGAACGAUUUUUGAUCCCGCAAAAUUUCAAGUUUCUUCAUUCACGCGCGACUCUCCCCCCCUCCCCUCCCCCUCCCCAUCAUUCGCGACUCGGGCGUGCGGUUCAAUUCGGAUUCCGGCCAGCGCGAGUUCAUAUCUCGUCACCGUCUCGUGCCAUUGGUCGACGAGAUGAGCCGAAAAAUAAGGCCGAGGAUCGGGAGAAGAUCGGGGAACAGAAAGGGGCGAAAAGUGUUGCCUACGAAAAUCGCGGCGUUGGUAGUCUCCGCUAUACAGGAUCUACGAGAGACGAAGGGGUCGACGCCUAGCAAAAUUAUCGGUUAUAUCAGUUACGUGUCUGAAAUGAACGAUGAUAAGGUUAAACGGCAAGUGAAGGCAGUUCUGAAAAGAGGAUUGGAAUAUGGGAUACUGAGAAAGUACAGAAGGCAGUACUAUCUUCCCACUAGCAACGAGUUAAACCGUGCUAAUCGCAUCGCAUUGAGAUUCGCCAAAUUGCCUUUGCCGUCCACGUAUCAGACGAAAUCUCGAAGCUUCUACUCGUUGAGAAGCAAAAGGAGAAAUUCGAGGAAAUCCAAUGUGAAAUCUUCGCGAAAGGCGAAACAACUGGCGGAUUUUUCGUCCACGUUAAUCUCACCCACCGUCAGCUUGGCGAAUACAAUUUGCAACGUUGACGACCUGUGAACGAUCCACUCGGAAAUAUUUUGAAUAUUCGUUGGCCGCGUAUGAUCAAAAUUGAAGUUGUCGACGGAUGUAAUCGUGAUCGAAUCGGUUGUAAAAAUUCUCGUGCGAUUAUUGAAAAUAAAAGGAAAAAAAAAAAGUGAUCGUAAAAGAAGGAGUUCGUUUAUACUCGUGUCAUGUAACAAUGAACGAAUUGUAAUUAAUAACAAGAGAAAAUAUUGUGAAACGCAGAAAUUGUUGUAUCUAACUUGUACCUAUCUCGAUAUAUAUACAUAUAUCGAGUGCAUAAUCUUUUGUCUUUCGUUUCCCUCGACGAGAAAUCGCAGAGUUGUAGUGAAUAAAAUAAUAAAUAAAAUAUAUUCGCCA